AUGAAGGUGCAUGUCCUGACUACAGUUAUUUUAGCCUUUGCGGAUUGUCUCUUGUUCAGUGAAAGCCAGGAAACAGAAAAUGGGCCAAGCCAACAUAUGUCAGCCAAUCCGCCUCUGAGUUCCUCACUAGUCAAAGCUGUAGCCAAUCAGACUUCACUUAGCCAGGUCACCAAUGGGAACUCUCCAGCCACUGAAGAGGCAGUACGCUACUUGUCAACAUUCAAGGUGGUAAGGGGACGUAGGCCUCUCUAUGCUGGUGUGAGCCACAACUCCCCUGUUGGGGUUGCAUCUAGAAGCCACUCCCCUGGGCCAUCGGCCCCUAAGGAGGGAACACCAAACAACUCUACAAGUAUUGAGGCUCCACAGAACUUUUCAUCACCUGUCUCAAAGAUGACACAGGACAACCAUCAUGGCAGUGUUCAGACCCACCAUUCCAUGCCCAUCUCCACUGCACCUCAAAGCUCUCUGACAAUCUCCAGGGCAGCCUCCAGGUUUUUACCAUUACCUACGACAACUCGCCUCUCCUUACCAGUCUCCAACAUAACAAAGCCCUCUGCCCUAGACUCCUAUGCAAAGAAUAGUUCUCCAACGGACUCCAGAACACCUGAUCUCUUUUCACCAGGCCCCAGUACAACUCAUGAUUCUAGACCAGGCUCCAGGGAAACAUUCAGUUCUCCACCAGACUCUGGGGCAAUGAAUUACUCUGUUCCAACCUCCAACACAACUCACCUCUCCAUGCCAAUCUUUAGGACAAGGUCCCGCUUUACACCUGCCUUCACUGCAAGGUAUCACUCUGUUCCUGAUUCUCCUGCAACUCAAAAUGCUUCCCCUGAGAGCCAUUCUUUCCCUGCCAAGCACAUGCAAACAGAGCCUUCAUUAGACCAGGCUAGUUUCAAAGAGAUGACAGGUCUUUCUCUAUCACGCUGGCCUGUACCAAGUCAAUCUUUAUCUGAAGUGUCUAUGAUGCCAGAAACAACAAAACUAUCUGAAACAAACUCUGAGUUACCUCUCAAACCUGUAAUUAGACAUUCUUUGCCUACAUUGAAGGGAUCCAGUCAAUCAUCACUUGUCCCAGAUUCUGAAAACUAUUCUUCAUCCUUCAGCAUUCUCUCAGGUUAUCCGAGGUCUACUUUAGUUGAAAGAAACUCUUUUCACGUGGACCAGGAUAAAUCAAGUCGCUCAUCGCCUGCCCCAACCAGUGACCUUUUACCUGUCAAAGCUGCAAAAAGGUCAUUACCUCUUUCCUUGGGAUCCAGUCACUCGCCCCCCACUAGAGUUGUCUGGAAUAAAAGCAAUGAACUAAAGCCUUAUCCAAUUAUUCGAUAUAACUCUUUAGGAAAAGAUCGGUAUCUACUAGCCAAUGGUAGAACAGAUGUCUCCCAGAGUCCCUGGAAUACACCAACCACUCUUUUAUACCCACAAGCUAAGCCAAGCUUAUCCGUGUUUGCUUAUCCUCCAACAAGCCAUUCUCCAUCUAUCCCAGAAGCCCCGAUCAGUACCACUACAGAUACCAUUAGCAGGAUUCUUGAUUCUGACACUCUCAUCACUUCGGUGAAUACAAAUAAUGAAACUCCUGGAUUGAAAAGUCAUGAAGAGGAAGCUACGACCAAUGUAGUUGAUUUUACUACAGCUGGAGAAAAUGAGGUCACCAGUACAGAAAGGAUUACAGCAUUAGCUGAUGCCAUCCCAUGGAAUAAGAAAGACAAUACCACUGCACAUCAUGCUAUUGGUUACUUCCUAAACCCUGAGAAUUUGGCUAAUGAUUUCUUAAAAGAUUCUACCAAUGCUUUAACAGGUGCUCAUGACUUCUUAGAUGCUGGCACAUAUAAGGAAGAAAGAGGGAGAGAUGGCAUGGAUUUAGCUAAUGCUGCUCCCAGUGUGGUAGAAGACAAUAAAAUUAUAGUGGAUAACACAGACCUCCUGGAGGAAGAUUUCAAAGCUUUAAUGAAUACCCUAGAAUUUCCAGGGAAAGAUGAUUUUAUUGUGAUUUAUGUUCCUGACUGGGAGGAAGGCUAUCUAACAGAUGAUGAUGAUGAUGACCCUGUUGUCCUAAAAGAAGAUGGCACAGAUAAGGUGAACACCAGGAUCUUUACUAAAGGAAUGAUAUCCAGGACUAAACUCCCAGUUGGUAUUAAUGAUGCUACUACAUCUAUAAAAGAUGUCAUUCCUUUUACAACACCGAGGGAAAUUCCAGAAGAUGUUGCUUUUCCGACAAGCACUGCUAUCAGUGAAGAUUUUGCCACUAACCCAAAAGAAGAUGCUACAAAUUUUUUUCCUAAAAUGUUCAUGAGGAAAUCCAGUACUCCUGUACCUAACAGUGAUAAGCACUUAGCUUUUACCACAGUAGCUGAAAAUGGCAUACCUACUGGAGAUCCAGUUACUUCUGAAGUAAAUGAUAUUCUAUCUCUAAGGGAUUCUGAGAUCCCCACACAGCAAACUAUUCUCACUCAAUUUAAGCCUGAAAUAACUUUGCCUGAAAAGGAAGAUAAUGGAAGAAAAAAUGUCCAUACUGUCCUGGAAAAUAGCAAUUCAGUUAUUGAAAACUAUGCUACUUUUCCUGAAAUGAAUACCACCAUUCCUACAAGCAUGCCAAAUGUGCCAACUAGACUCAUACCUGACAUGGCUGUCUCCAUGGUAAGCACUGCAGACCCUCUAUUAAACAAUCCCGUUGCUACUCCUAUGAAAGAAGCUAUAAUUAAAGAAUAUUAUGCCAUCACCACCAUGGAAGAUGACUCCACAGUGGGCAGAGGACAACAGAUCUUUCCUGGUAGAGUUAUUCCCAGAAGUUCCACCACUACUCCAAGAGAAAACAUUAAAGCCACAGUUUAUGGUCUUCCGAGGAUGUACGGAACUUCUGCAGAUGGAGACACACCCUUUGAGGGUGACAUAAUUCUGUCUGCCAAAGCAGGUACUAUCGUGGAGGCAGAUACAGUGAUUCUCGCAGAAGAAAACACACCAAAUGAUAACAACUUAAGAACUUUUAUUUUGGAUGCCAAUGACCCUAAGUCUGCAGAUGACUCUUUCUUGCCUCAAUUCAAUACUGCUGAACCCCUAGUAAACAGAACAAAACAUGCAACUUACCUAAUUCAAUCUGAUCCUAGGGGAGCUUUUUCCACAGCUCAAAUUUCACCCUCAAUGUCUGACAGAACUGUUACAAUUUCAAGAAAAGUAUAUUCUACAGGCAGCAAUGAUAUCAUUCCCUUCCUGGAACAAAACCCUGAAUCUGAAAUUAAGCCUCCCACACUGCGAAUCUUCAAAGAUGAUCCCAACUCCAGAGGUGUGACAUCUAGAUCCAUGGGUGGUGGCAGAAUGAGCAAUAGGGCUAAAACCUCAAUAGAAGAAGACACAGCUACUGAGAACAAACUGAUACCUCCUGAAGAGUACUAUGGUGGAUCUGAAAAGGGCAUUGUGCCAAACAUCAUUCCAACUAGUUCUGCAUUUGGAUCUGAUAAUGAUGCUUUUGAUGUUGAUGAUUCUGAUACCAUGGGCUUUUAUAGUGUCCAAAAGGAGUCUGGCAUGACCUUUUUCCCUUUAGGAGACAAAGCAACAAUCCCCAAGGGCCCUCAUUCAUCUUUAACUCAGGCUUUAGACUCCAAGGUGGAUCACACACCUUUGCUGUAUGAAAUGACAGACAGCAAUCCCAAUGUACCUCUUAUAUCCAGCAUGAAGAACUUGAAACCAAUGGCUACCAGAAACAUGGCAGAUGUCACCAUUGAUGGAAUUGAGGAAAUUAUCCUCAAGGACCAAAAAAUUGCAACUGUAAAACAAAAUGAUGAAGCAGUAGAGGAUGUCAGGUUCUUUCUACCUGACAAUUCCAUCCCAGGAAUUAGAAGAGAGGAUUAUGCUGACCUCUCACACACAGACUAUGGACCAGUGGUGAGACAGACAUCUAUCCUUCUUGAUGACAAUAUUAAGCCUGCUGUCAUCAGCACUCCCCUCUGGCCCAAAACAUCUGUUUCCACAAUCAUGGAAGUUGCAAUGGACUCAACUAUUAAACAUGCAGGGAAAGCCCCUCCCAAAGAGACUGAGGACUCUACUCUCACAACCAAUUAUAUCAAUGCUACACAUGAUUCUACUACCAUGGAAGGGGCAGACCCUGCUAAGCCCAUCAUACUAACAGCUAACACUUUUAAGCCUGAUGUUUCUUCUGCUAAAUUGCAAGAAACUUUCCAUGAAGAAGAAGACCCAUUACCUCGUGCCAGCAGGCAACCUUCAGAGCUUUCAGCUAAGAAUUCGGCAAAGAUCAAAGAUGCUGCUGUCCCAGAAUGGCAAAUCACUGAACGUGAUCACAAUGGGCUUCUGUCACAUACGGCUUUUUUUCAAGCUGCUCUCACCACACCAAUGAUUGAGUCCAUCAGUGGUGAACCCGAGACAACUUCCAUUGUGAAUGGAAACCGUGCCACUCAGGAUGGUGGUGUGUCUGAAUUUAGGAGAGAUGGAAAAAGCACUGUUCUUGAGGGAACCAGGAGAAUAACUGCCCUUCCUGCUUUUAGAGAAAACACUGUCAUUGUUAUUGAUACCACCAGAGAUGAAUCUGAAAAUGCUGAAAAUGGUGAAACCUCUGAAUAUGAAGUGAUUCCUUAUGUAGAGAUGACCACUUCAAUAAAGGGAGAUGACCUCCUACAAGGAGAAGAGUACAUCUCCAAUGAUGACCUAUCUAUAGACUUUUCACCCACCAGCGAUGUUGUCUUUGAUGUUUUGGUUACUGAGGAUGAAUCCAUUUUUCCUGAAACAGACGACACCAGUGCCAACACAGACAUCUUUGCAAACUCACCUAACCUCAAUGCAUUUGAGGCUCCUGUAGGUAGUUCUGUUAGUGAUGACACUGCUCCUGACUUAAAAGAAAUUAUUAUGAGUAAACAACACAGUAUGGCUGUUCCUGAUACUACUUCCUUUCUACCUCAAAUUUCUCAUCUGGAGGACAAAAGAAGCAUCCGCAAGGAUACUGCCCCUAACAUGGUCUCUUCCUUCACCCCAGCAUAUACAAUGCCUUUAACAUCUAACAGUGCUGACCCUGCUAUGAAUCCCAUCAUCCUUGAAGAUGAAGGAAUUUCUAUUACAAAAAGUACCCCAUCCUCUUCUAAUAAUAAACUUUUCUUUAGGGUAAGGACUACAACCCAAGCAGCUCAUUUAAAACUCCAAGAAGAUGACGACAGUAACAAUGUGGCUGAAAUCACCAAGUCACAGAAGGAUACCCAUGCCAUGACUUCUGCCACUGACCCAGGCCCUAUCAGCCAACCUGAUGAAGCAACUGAAUUUAUAAGAAGCCCAACUUUACCCCCUGCCAUCUCAUUUAUAAAAAAAGCUACCCUUGUGAAGGCUGAGGUCCCUGCUAUCUCGACUGAGAACACUGAGCCCAAAGAUGGCCUUGCCAGCUUGAGUGUCAAAGCUUUACCUUCCAUGGGAGACAAGGAUGUACUGACAACCACUGCUGUUCCAUGGAUCUUUAAGUAUGAUUCUGUGACUGAGAAAGCUCAAGGUCCUUUUCUUAUAAAACCAGUAGGGACAGAAAGAAUCAGGAACAAAUCUGCAUCUGUUCAAAGUCCUGCUGUCAGCCCAGAAUGGCUCAACGUUGAAGAACAAACUCUUGUCCCAGCCAAUGCUGCUCAGGGUAGGUUUCAUGCCAGCUACAGUGCCCCUGUUCCAGCCACCAUGAUGGUGCUGGGGAACAGUGCAGUGGGGGAUGAGACUUCCAGCCUGUUAUCGGACAACACAACAACACCAUCUGGCCGAGUUCUCCCUACGGCUGCUAGCACCUCCUCUAAAGGAGAUAGCAGAAAUAUGAGUGAUGUCCGUAAGUAUGAGUUGGAGCCUUUUAUAGAGAGAGAUAAGACUAUUGAACCAGAAACACUUGUUCUGACAGAAAGGCCCACAAUACUGGAGGCAAACGAUGCUGUUCUGCCAACAAAAACCACGAGAGAGAAUGCAGAGCUGAUGAUUACCCUGCUCCAUGACAAUAUUCCUCAGGACUCUAGCUCUAUUUCUGAGGAUUCCAGGACAGCCCUUAAAACAGAUGCCACCAGCCCAGUUAUGGAUGCCACUCCACUCACAUAUGGCCCAGAUGGGUUUGAGGCUCCUGCUCUUAAUUCUCUGUCUAGGAUUAUUAUUCUCCCAAGUGAUGCAGGAGUUAUUGAAAAUCACCACACCAUUUUUAUUGGAGAGGAUAAUUCUGACAUGGGAGCUGACAAAAGUAAUUUCAUAGGAGAUCCUGCCAAUUUGAGGGCUGUGAAUCCCAGAACCAUAGAUGGUUCCAACUUUAAUCAAACUGAACGUUCUGCCCUGGCAUCUCUGGACAUGGCAGCUAUAAAUGCCAAUGAUGUGGACUUCCUUCCAGACAUGUAUAAUCUGAGAGUGAAAAAAACCCUUCACUCUUCUGCUCCAGAUGCUGUCCUUCAUAGGACCACUACAAACCCAUACAUUACUGAUAGUACUGAUUCCAACAGGAAGGACAAGUUACCUUUGGUUAAGAAUGACAGACCUCCUACUUAUGGUGCUGUUGGACUGCAAGUAGCCACUACAGCCAGAGCCACUGACCCCAGAACACAGGAGGAUGAAAUCAAUACAGCUGGGCUCGAACUGAUAAACUUUCAAGCAGGGGUGGAUCCUGUGACUUCCUACACUGAUUCUGUUAUUGGUGAGCUUCCCUACGAGAGAGAAGCCCCACCAACUGACCCUAUGACAGAAGGUGCCAUUACACGAGCAUUCAGAGCCGCAUCAGCUGUAGCUAAUGGUACUACCCACUCUGGUAAAGACAAUAAUGCUGAAGGGGAGUUUAUCAUUCCCGGAGGAGACAUUGUUCUGUCCACAGGAGAUGCCCUACUAGUGACAUCUGAAACUCUCUCCCAAAUGCCACAUGUCACAGUUCAUGAAGCCCAACUAUCCGUCUUUACAGAAGAAGACUCUCUAGCUAAUCCUUCAAUGAUAACAGUAUCAAAAGUAUCAGAACCCAUAGUGAAAAACACUGAGAACAAAGAUGAAGACGCCAACCAAGAAGGGCAAAUCUUUAAAUCUCAGAGGGAACCCUGGGCUCUCCCAGUGGACAAGAGACUUCUCACAGCUCACCCCACCUCCUCUGGGUAUUUUUCUAGAAAUUUUGAACAUUCUGCAUCUACCACUGGCAACAGAGUAGCCAUAACUGAAAUAGAUAGUUCUGAUACCCCCUUAAUGCCAUCGGAAACUCUCUCCCUAAUGCCAGAUGUCACAACUGAUGAAGCCCAACUAUAUUUCUUUACAAAAGAAGCCUCCCUGGCUGAUCCUUCAAUAACAGCAACAUCAAAGGUAUUGGAACCCAAGGUGAAAAACACUGAGACCAUAAAAGAAGAUGCCAACCCAGAAGGGCAAAUCUUUAAAUCUCAGAGGGAUCCCUGGGCUCUCCCACUGGAGAAGAGACUUCUCACAGCUCACCUCACCUCCUCUGGGUUUUUUUCUAGAAAUUUUGAACGUUCUGCAUCUCCCACUGGCAACACAGUAGUCAUAACUGAUAUGGAUAGUUCUGAUGACACCCUAAUGCCAUCUGAAACACUCUCCCUAAUGCCAGAUGUCACAGCUGAUGAAGCCCAACUAUCUAUCUUUACAGAAGAAGACUCUCUGGCUAAUCCCUCAAUAAUAGCAGCAUCAAAGGUAUCAGAACCCAUAGUGAGAAACAUAGAGUCCACAGAUGAAGACACCAACCUAGAAGGGCAAAUCUUUAAAUCUCAGAGGGAUCCCUGGGCUCUCCCACUGGAGAAGAGACUUCUCACAGCUGACCCCACCUCCUCUGGGUAUUAUUCUAGAAAUUUUGAACAUUCUGCAUCUACCACUGGCAACAGAGUAGCCAUAACUGAAAUAGAUAGUUCUGAUACCCCCUUAAUGCCAUCGGAAACUCUCUCCCUAAUGCCAGAUGUCACAACUGAUGAAGCCCAACUAUAUUUCUUUACAAAAGAAGCCUCCCUGGCUGAUCCUUCAAUAAUAGCAGCAUCGAAGGUGUUGGAACCCAAGGUGAAAAACACUGAGACCAUAAAAGAAGAUGCCAACCCAGAAGGGCAAAUCUUUGAAUCUCAGAGAGAACCCUGGGCUCUCCCACUGGAGAAGAGACUUCUCACAGCUCAGUCCACCUCUUCUGGUUUUAUUCCUAGAAAUUUUGAACGUUCUGCAUCUCCCACUGGGAACAGAGUAGGCACAAUUGAUAUGGAUAGUUCUGAUGCCCCCUUAAUGCCAUCUGAAACUCUCUCCCUAAUACCAGAUGUCACAGCUGAUGAAGCCCAGCUAUCUGUCUUUACAGAAGAAGACCCCCUGACUGAUGCCUCAAGGAUAGUAGUAUCUGAGGUAUGGGAACUUGUGGUAGAAAACAAUGAGACCAUAAAUGAAGAUGCCAACCCAGAAGGGCAAAUCUUUGAAUCUCAGAGGGAACCCUGGACUCUCCCACUGGAGAAGAGGCUUCACACAGUUCACUCCACCCCCUCUGGGUAUUUUUCCAGAAAUUUUGAACAUUCUGCAUCUACCACUGGCAACAGAGUAGCCAUAACUGAAAUAGAUAGUUCUGAUACCCCUUUAAUGCCAUCGGAAACUCUCUCCCUAAUGCCAGAUGUCACAACUGAUGAAGCCCAACUAUAUUUCUUUACAAAAGAAGCCUCCCUGGCUGAUCCUUCAAUAAUAGCAGCAUCGAAGGUGUUGGAACGCAAGGUGAAAAACACUGAGACCAUAAAAGAAGAUGCCAACCCAGAAGGGCAAAUCUUUAAAUCUCAGAGGGAUCCCUGGGCUCUCACACUGGAGAAGAGACUUCUCACAGCUCAGUCCACCUCCUCUGGUUUUUUUCCUAGAAAUUUUGAACGUUCUGCAUCUCCCACUGGGAACAGAGUAGGCACAAUUGAUAUGGAUAGUUCUGAUGCCUCCUUAAUGCCAUCUGAAACUCUCUCCCUAAUGCCAGAUGUCACAGCUGAUGAAGCCCAGCUAUCUGUCUUUACAGAAGAAGACCCCCAGACUGAUGUCUCAAGGAUAGUAGUAUCUGAGGUAUGGGAACCCAUGGUGAAAAACACUGAUACCAUAAAUGGAGAUGCCAACCCAGAAGGGCGAAUCUUUGAAUCUCAGAGAGAACCCUGGGCUCUCCCAGUGGACAAGAGACUUCUCACAGCUCAGCCCACCUCCUCUAGGUAUUUUUCUAGAAAUUUUGAACGUUCUGCAUCUACCACUGGGAAUAGGGUAGCCACAACUGAUAUGGAUAGUUCUGAUGCCCUGCUAGUGACAUCUGAAAGUCUCUCCCUGAUGCCAGAUGUCACAGCUGAUGAAGCCCAGCUAUCUAUCUUUACAGAAGACGACGCCCUGACUGAUGUCUCAAGGAUAGUAGCAUCUGAGGUAUGGGAACCCAUGGAGGAAUACACUGAGACCAUAAAUGAAGAUGACAAGCCAAAAGGGCCAAUCUUUAAAUCUCAGAGGGAUCCCUGGGCCCUCACCCUUAAGUCUAUGAUUCUUCCAGCUGACUCACCAACUUCUAGGUUUUCUCCCACCAAUUCUGAACAUUUUUUACCUACUACAGCAGCUGCUGUCUCUUCCCCUAUGAAAGACAUUCCAUCUAGGACUGAUGGCCAAAGAGGCAAUUCUGAAAGGCUCGUCCUUGAAGCCAUGCCUUCAGAAGGGUCUUCUUAUAUAGGUGCAAGACCAACAACAAAAGAAGAUAUGGCAACUCAAGCUGAAGGAAACCCUCCGCAUGAUACGGCCUAUAAUGACUUUGUGUCAGGCAAUGCUGCCAACAGAACUGGUAGGAGUGGCACAAACUCUCUUCUUAUUCCCACUGACAUAAAGAUGGCAGUGGAUGGAAAGAGUACUGCCUUCAGGAGGGAAAGGGCUGGUAUUGAAUCUGAUGGCACUAAGAGCCCAACUGAUAAGACAAAUCCUGAAACAGUGGCUACUGGAACCCUGGUGAAGGCAACCCCCGGUGUCCAAGAAAUUGCUUUUGUGGAAGAAAAGAGUGGAGAAGCCGACAGGGUGGCUGCAUCCUUUCUACCUGACAUAAGAGGCCUAAGGAGUAUAAGGAGUUAUGAUGCCCUCUCCAUGGGAGACACAAGCCCUUUUACCACUGAUAGUACCACCAGCAACACCAUGCCCAGCUAUGAAACACCUGCCUCCCCCAAGAAUGUCACAGGAGCCACAGAUCACAAAUCAGAAGCCCCUGACACUGCUGCUGGUGUCAAAGCCCGUGCAAAGGAAGGUGAAGCAGCAGUGGUAGAAAUAACCAACCCCCAGAAUGACAUCCUCCCAGUAACUUCCACCAGCAUCCCAGCAGCUGAAGGCUUUUCCUAUGUGGAUGAUGGUACAGAAAUUGUCACAGACUGGGUGACAGAUGCUACUGUGCUUAAUGCAUAUGCUGAAUACACUGAAGCAGGAAACAACCAGGCCAUUUCUGAAGGGAGUCCUUUGUCCACAGGAUAUAAUAGUCCAUUGUCAGCUAGGCAUCUCACCCUUCCAUAUGAUCAACGUCGCACAGUUCACCCUGCAAAAGAGGCCCCAGUCAGCGUCAUUAGAAUACCCACAGAAAGAAGGAAGAUAGAAGCUGAAAAUCCAUCCACCACUGGCAAUCCCAAUAUCCCAGACACCCCCACCGUAGCAGUGACCACCACCUUUCAAAACACUGACACCACAGUCUAUAUCUCUAGACCUGAGUAUGAAAUACUUACAGAAGAAGACUCAAGACAUGAACCUGAAGGAAGAGAGGAAGAAGAAGGUGAUAACAGCAUCCUAGAGGUGGCAGAUAUUACCCCCUUUCUCUCAUAUGAUAGCAUCCUCCCAAGAGAUGAUCUUGCACCUGAAGGUUAUUUGAUUAAUUCUGAAGAAGACACAGCCUUCACCCUUGAUCCAAAUGGAUUUCUGACUCAUAGAGGAUAUUCCUUGGCUAAGGCCACAAACUCUCCACCUGAAACAGCUGCUUCUGAGUUUGAAGAAAUUGUUGUUUUAGAAAAGGAUGGUCUGGCUGACACAGAUACUGCCUUCCCUCUUCCUGAUAUUUCUCAUCCAGAGAGGAAAAGAAAUGCCCUAGGGGAUGAUCCCAUUGCUCUAGAGAGAGCCAAGACCCCCAUGGCAAGCAGCAGGGACCUCCCUUUGGCUUCCACCAAAACAGAAGCUUUUGCUUCUGAUAACAACAUUACCCAUGAAGAGGAUCCCAAUGAAGUUUCUGUGGCUGAGCUAAAGAAGUUGCAAGAGGUGGUUGCUGCUCCUAUAACUUUAUUCAUCACUCCUGAAGCUGACAGCUCCCAUGCAAACACUGAACCCUGGAUGGAUGUGACAGCUACAAGUGCCUUUGUGCCCACAAAGAGGAGCAUCCGAGCUAUACCUAAGGCCACUACUCUUAAUGCUGGAUACUUGAAGCCUCAAAACGACUCCAUUGUUUCUGAGGCAGAUUCCACUCUUGUGUUCAUAGGUGACACCACUUUACUAAGAGAUGAUCCUUUAAACUUUAACCCAGAUUCCACUGCUGGAAUUUCCCCAGAAACUUUCCCUUCGAAGGAAAGCUCACGGGAUGAUGCUGAUACCACUGUGCCGGAGGCCUCAGGGCUUGUUUCUGAACCUUUACCUGUUAAUGUGGCUCCUAUCCCAGAAUGGAAUGUCAUCAAUGCUCACAGUGACCCUCAGGCCCUCCAGCUAGAAUCUACACUUCCUCCAGCUGAUUCUGCCCUCUUGCCAAGGAACUCUGCCUAUACUGAUCUGGAUACAGUUGGCACAGUAAAAGAAGACCCGGCCACAAAGACAGCCACCUCUGGUGAAAAGAACCCGUCUCCUAAGAGACCUAUCUCUGUAGCUGCUCCCUUUAACCUGAGGGAAAAUACUGACUUUACGAUUGGAGCUAUUCCAUAUGAGGAGAUGGCCUCUGAUGAGCAUGAAAUAGCAUUUGACAGGGAGGAAGAGGAUGCUAUAGCAGAAGGAGAUGAUGUUGCUCAGGACAGAGAAAAUACUCCAAAUUCCACUUACUCUUCACCUUUUAUGUCACGUAACAAUAUCCUUGAAGGGAAAAAUUCAGACCCUGAGGAUGGCUCGAUUUUCCAUGAAGUAAUUAACAACCACGUCAUCAGUGAUGCUGUCAAUCCUCCACAUCAAAUAACCACUAAUGGAGAAACUAAAGCUGGUGAUUCCAUUAGUCUCGGAGAUGAAAAACCUUCCACUCUAGGUGACUCAGCUGCUCAGACAGCUGAUGACAACAUUAAGACUAUCACAGUUCACACCAUCUCAGACAGAACACUCAAAAUGACCACUGAAUUUAAAGGAAUUACCAACCUUACCUUCCAAUAA
Molecule: messenger RNA, 12255 nt
Organism: Trichosurus vulpecula (common brushtail)
Lineage: Eukaryota; Metazoa; Chordata; Mammalia; Diprotodontia; Phalangeridae
Product: mucin-17-like
Exons: 3
Coding region: 1-12255 (4084 amino acids)
Biological process (GO): spermatogenesis
Cellular component (GO): motile cilium; mitochondrial inner membrane
Molecular function (GO): calcium ion binding
Source: RefSeq, a predicted model, not a curated record